Molecule: messenger RNA, 3522 nt
Organism: Colletotrichum higginsianum IMI 349063
Lineage: Eukaryota; Fungi; Ascomycota; Sordariomycetes; Glomerellales; Glomerellaceae
Product: HECT-domain-containing protein
Exons: 3
Coding region: 1-3522 (1173 amino acids)
Biological process (GO): ubiquitin-dependent protein catabolic process; protein polyubiquitination
Molecular function (GO): ubiquitin protein ligase activity; protein binding
Source: RefSeq, a predicted model, not a curated record
AUGUUUCCUACCUUCACAGGCAACUCCCGUCGCCCCCGGAACGUGAACCUCAGCGGUCAGAAUCUCAACCCGUUCGGCGCCACAUCAUGGACUCCCUCUGCCGGAUCAGGAGCUUCGAAGACCGUCUCCAACGCCCAAGCGGAACGGGCCCAGAGACAACAGGACCGAGAUAGGUUGAAGGCCGCAGGCAAAAUCCAGAAGACGUGGAGGGGUCACCGGGUCAGGAGACGACUUCGAGACUCCCGCCGCGAGGCCUUUGACGCUUUGUACGAGAGCACCUCGGACUUGGCUACACAGCAGAGACUGUCUAUGGCCUUGCCACUGCUGUUGACAACUUUCCAGUCGUCCCACGACAAGGACCUCGAACGCGUCAUCCGAUUCUCUCAGGACCUGACCACCACCAACCUGGAAUGCCUCGCCCCUGACCGGCUUGCCCCCCCUCGACUGUCGCGAUUCGUGAGGACGCUCGUGGAGGCUCUGGAUGUUCAACUCAAGAAAAGACAAGGAACAGACGAUAUCAAACUGCUUCUCGACCUCCUCACACACAUCGUAAACGAUGCCCCCGAGUCGUUAUCGAAGUCGUUCCGACAAUACUACACAGCCUUGGCAGAACUAUGUGGAGUGUUGGGUGCGGACACGACGGCUUUGGAAACCACAUCAAGAGCUGUCCUCGUGCCGCUGCGAGCUGCAUUCGCCGACGAAUACUUGUCGGCAUCUUACGAAGCUUUCGCGCUGUCGUUUCUGACUCGCAAUGACCUUUACCUUCUCGAGGGACACGCCCAUAUAAUUUCCCUGAAUCUUGAUUCAGACCGCCUUGCCUCGGCCAUCACGGCGGCAUACACUAACGGACGGAUACACGGUGUUGGUCGGGAUGGUCAAAUCUGGCUGCUGGCACAUUUUAUCGGCUUACAUCAAAAAACGGGCACCAACUACCAAGGGCUGAAGCACCUGGACGCACUCCAUAUUCAACUCUCGAGCUUGUCCACAGAAAUAAGUCUGAGACUUUCUGUCAAACCGGUCGAAUCCACCUCACCCAACACAGACUCCAGUAGCGCAGAAGAAACCUUGCUUCGGCCACUGCCUGGUUAUGCCAUCCAACAGCUCACAUCUUUGGUCGACAGAGACGGCAUCUCUGCGCUGUUGGGCGAGCUCACGACUCACUUCGGCUCACAAUCAUCGAGUCACGAUUUUCGGACAGCGAGCCUGUUGUCUGGCUAUAUUCUCACACUUCUCCGAUGUUUCCCAGGUCAGGGCGACGACGUUCGCAUGCGUCUCUUCCUAGGCGAUGUCCGUUCGAGCACGGGCAGCCUGCCAACGAUUAAGUUUCUAUGGCAAGCCAUGAGCCAAACGAGCAUCUACAAGCAAAUCCUACAAGACUCGGCGUCAGUCACAGGCUUGUUGCGAGACUAUCUCUCAAAGUCCUCAAAGUCGAAUGACUCCUCUCGGGAACCGGAGUGGAGGCUAGUUUUGCUGUUCCUCGAACUAUACAUUUUCAUUCUUCGUCUGAGUGACGACGAGGACUUUUUUAGCAGUAUUCACCCCAGCCUCGUACGGAGCGAAGGUCAGAUGUCUCGGUUGAGGUCCUGCGGGCUUUCUCUCUCCGAAGUGAAGAACCUCACAAUUGUGCUCAAGCAUCUCGCUUUUACAAUGCAUUACAAUGCAGCCGAUAUUCUGCAGGGCGUUCAGCAAUCCGAGUCGAUAUCGAUGAGCCAGCUUGAGUCUUACUUUGGUAGCAGCAACACCGCAAAGCCGUCGAAGGAGAAAAGCCAGGGCCUCAGAGCCAACGCAGCUGAUACCAGGCUCGACCUCUCUAGCCUUCGCAGCAUCGUCACCACGGCCAUGCGACUUCUGUACGAGCGGGAUUCUCGACGGCCAUUCUUGCCUCGGGACCAUUGGCUAAUGACGUCGAAAUUCGACAUGGAGGGUUUUGUUAGCGCUGUCGUGGCCGAACAAGAGCGACAAAACGAAGUGUCCGAUUCGAGCGAUGAUGAGGACAGCGAGGUUGACGAAGAUGCGAACAUGGGCGGAUUGCAUGAUGGAAUUAUUCACACUAUGGCCGGACAGCGAGUUUCUCGACAUGCUCAGAUCGAAAGGCUUCGGUCCCAGCAACGCAAGGCGCAACGCGAUCGUCUGCUGGCCGUCAUUGGACCAAAGUUGGAAAUCCUGAGACACAUGCCUUUCGUUAUCCCUUUCGACACUCGUGUCCAGAUCUUCCGACAAUUCGUCUAUCUAGACAAGCACAAGCGCAGGGAAGGCAUGGAUGCCGAUCAAUGGAGAAUGACCAUGCUGCAUAAUCCUCUGCGCUCCCCUGGCAGGAGUGCUGCUGGGCGACACCACGGCAAAAUCAGAAGAGGCCAGGUUUUCCAGGACGCCUUUGAACAAUUUUAUGAGCUGGGAGAAGGCCUCAAAGAACCAAUUCAGAUCCAGUUUGUUGACCAGUUCGACACAGUGGAAGCUGGCAUUGAUGGCGGCGGAGUCACAAAGGAAUUUCUAACAAGCGUCACAACGGAAGCCUUUGGUCAGAUGGACGGCAUCUCCUUGUUUUCGGCCAACAGCCAAGGCCUCCUCUACCCCAACCCAACGGCAAUGGAUGAGCUCAGGGAAGCCUUGAGACGAGCCGGAGUUCCCGAGCGCACCGCCGAGUGGCAUGAGCAGGUUCAAGAUCUACUUCGGCAAUUCGAGUUCCUCGGCCGAAUCGUUGGAAAAUGCAUGUAUGAAGGAAUUCUCGUCGACAUAGCAUUUGCUGGGUUCUUCCUUCUGAAGUGGAUCUCGGGGCAGACUGGAGAGAACAGCUACCGCGGCAACGUCAAUGACUUGAGAGACCUGGACGAGGAACUUUACCAGGGCAUGCUGCGUCUGAAGAACUACAACGAGAAUGUGGCGGACCUGGCAUUGGACUUUACGAUUAAUGACCAAGUCUCGCUGCCUGGAGAGCCUACCCGUACCAUUUCGAGAAAUCUGAUUCCCAACGGCGAAAACGUCACGGUCACGAACGAUAACCGCCUUCUCUACAUAUCCUACGUCGCUCGCCACCGCCUCGUCGCCCAGCCCGCACAGCAGACGGCUGCUUUUCUCCGCGGACUCCGCUCCAUCAUCGCGCCGUCGUGGCUUUCCAUGUUCAACCAGAACGAACUACAGCGUCUCGUGGGCGGUGAUAGCUCCGAGAUCGACAUUGAGGACCUGCGCAGAAACACAGUCUAUUCGGGUCUGUACGAGGUGGGGGACGAUGGACUGGAGCACCCAACGGUGCAGCUGUUCUGGAAGGUCAUGGCCAACUUUUCGGACCGAGAGCGUCGGGAUGUGCUCAAGUACGUGACGAGCACCCCACGGGCGCCCCUACUGGGCUUCUCGCAGCUAAGCCCACGAUUCAGUAUCCGAGACGGAGGUGAGGACCAGGAGAGAUUGCCGAGUACCAGUACUUGCGUGAAUCUACUCAAGCUGCCACGGUACAAGAAUCAGGAAACGCUCAGGAAGAAGUUGCUCUAUGCUGUGUCAUCGGGUGCUGGAUUUGAUCUCAGCUAA